AUGGAUACUGCUCAGGACGUUGCCCGCGCAGGACGGGAGGACCCAGGUGUUCCCGUUCCCCUCACGAUAAAUGAUGAGCUUUUCGAUUUUUUUUUUGACUGGGCACCUUACUCUGACGCCAACCGGCGCUCAGACACCGAGAACGGCGGACCAUCCCCCAAGGAUCUGAACAAUGGCAUCAUGGAGAGCCCCUCUAUUCAGGCUUUGGACCAUAUGUCUCUUGAAAGCCUACAGUCGGAGUUCAUAAAGAUGAACUCUUCCUUCACUCCCGAAGAUGAACUGGAUGUCACGUCUGACAUCUCCCCCCAGACGGCCACAAGCGAGGACGUUAUUCUAGACUACUCUCCUGCUCGACAGGUCCAGGACGACUCGUAUGGGAGUCAAUUUUCUCAUGCUCCAUAUUCCGCCCUCAAGCAUCGCCGCUCCGAGAGCCCAGCUCGAAGGCCCCGACAUCUAGUUAACCCUACACGGACAGCUGAUGUCCGGAAGACUGGGGCAUGUCUCCCGUGCCGAGUCUCCAAGACUCGUUGCCAUGACAGUGGCGUCUGUCCUACAUGUCGAAAAGCGUUCCCAGAACAAUGUCACCGAGUGUGCACUCGCUCGACCCUGGUCACGCAUGUACCCGUUAUUAGCAGAGCUCCUGACGUAUGGGCGUUCGGCAGUCCCAUGGAAGAGAGAUCCCGCUUGGAACCUCGACUCUACAUCGGAAGACCCAGAGACAUAGCCAUUAUCCUCUCCUCUGAGGACAUCACCGGUCCUGCCCUCGGCGCUACGAUCCAGCCCUAUCGGUUACCGGGUAGUAGCCAGGACAACCCUGUAACUGCGGCAUUUUCUCGGGAAAGACUUCCCAGUCAUCAGGAGCUUCAGAGAUGGGUUGAAGCCCAAAUGCAGCGCGAGAGCAGUGGUUCCAGCUUCAAGCACUGCUUAAGGAACUUUCUCUACGCCUAUUCCGAAGAAGGUCACGGUCUCCCCAAGCAUGACCUGGUGAGCAAAGUUCACAGCAUGAAUUGCUUCCUCAGGAUCUCUAGGACACAUUCAUAUUUUUACCGUGACUCGAGCAACAGCUUCGUCAAGUUGCCGCUGGCCGCCCACACUGAAUUGAGGCACAUCGCCCGCAGAGCGCUCGAGCCUCUCGAGCACGAUGCUUUCAAGCAUUUGGAUGAUAUUGUUCAGCAGGGAUCGAUCAAAAUCGAGGAGAAGUUAGCUAUUUGGGCGAGCACGUGGCAGUUAUUGUUGAUAUACCGAGACAUUUUGGAAAGACUCAAGGCCGAAGUUUCUCGCAGGAAUCGGCCCAAUAACCCUGCAGCUGCUCAUGACGAAUCUUUGUAUCAGUGGAUGAUCGACAAGGUCUUCUCACAUCUGGCCACAUUUUACCACUACCACUUCCGAACAAAGAGGAGCCUGGAGAUAUCGCUAGAUUGGCUCAAUUCUUCCAAAUACCCUUCCCGAGCCUUCCACAGUCAGAAACUUCGCAAGUUUACGAAAGAUAUGCUCAGAUCCAGGGAGGAUUUAUGUACGUACCCUAUAGCCUGUUGCACUCUCCCGCGGUUGCUAAUUGGCCACCCUUCCUUUGUCAUCAUACUUUCUUGGCAUGCAACUGUUAAGAAAGUAGCGUAUUUUACACCAAUCUGCUUAACAACUGCACUACCAACUCUUUGA
Messenger RNA from Purpureocillium takamizusanense, 1659 nucleotides. RefSeq lists its product as uncharacterized. Gene Ontology annotation, biological process: regulation of DNA-templated transcription. Lineage: Eukaryota; Fungi; Ascomycota; Sordariomycetes; Hypocreales; Ophiocordycipitaceae. The transcript has 5 exons. Gene Ontology annotation, molecular function: DNA-binding transcription factor activity, RNA polymerase II-specific; zinc ion binding. The record is from RefSeq and is a predicted model, not a curated record. The coding region runs from base 1 to 1659 and encodes 552 amino acids.